AAAAAAUCUUUAAUCUUUACCCCUUGUCGGUUAAAACAACCUGGCCAAGUAGAUUGUUGUUCAAGGAAAAAAAUCUUUAAUCUUUACCCUUGUCGGUUAAAACAACCUGGCCAUUUGACGUCUGCAAGUCCCAACUCCCCCAAGGACACAGAUUUUCCAUUUGUAUUGCACUCGCAGAAGAAGCAGAGCGGCGGAAUCAGAGAUCGUGCAGAGAGAGAGAGAGAGAGAUGGGUUCUCUUCAGGAGGAGGAGCGAUCGCUUUUGGAAGAUGGACUUAUUCAGAAAGAAGGUGACGGGCGGUACACUGGAGAUGGCUCAGUUGACAUUAAGGGGAAUCCUGUUCUGAAACAAAAUACUGGGAAUUGGAGAGCUUGCCCCUUCAUUCUAGGUACCGAAUGUUGCGAACGUUUGGCCUACUAUGGGAUUGCCACUAACCUGGUUACUUAUCUUACACACAAAUUGCACGAAGGAAACGUUUCUGCGGCAAGGAAUGUAACUACCUGGUCAGGCACUUGCUAUCUUACACCUCUGAUCGGGGCUGUCUUAGCAGAUGCUUAUUGGGGGAGAUAUUGGACAAUUGCUGUUUUCUCCAUCAUUUACUUCAUUGGGAUGGGUACUUUGACGCUCUCUGCAGCAGUUCCUGCAUUGAAGCCUCCACAAUGUGUGGAUUCGGUUUGUCCUUCCGCUUCUCCAGCACAGUAUGGAGUGUUCUUCCUUGGACUCUAUCUGAUUGCUCUGGGGACUGGUGGCAUCAAGCCAUGUGUUUCGUCCUUCGGGGCGGACCAGUUUGAUGAUACAGAUAAAAUGGAAAGAGUAAAGAAGGGAUCCUUCUUCAACUGGUUUUACUUUUCUAUCAACAUUGGUGCUCUAAUAUCGAGUUCUCUAAUAGUCUGGGUUCAAGACAAUGCUGGGUGGGGUUUAGGAUUUGGUAUACCUACAUUGUUUAUGGGCAUUGCUAUUUUUAGUUUCUUUUCAGGCACACCCCUAUAUAGAUUUCAGAAACCAGGGGGAAGCCCUGUUACAAGAAUGUGCCAGGUGUUGGUUGCAACAUUUCGUAAGUGGAAUUUGGACGUCCCUAAAGACAGUAGUCUCCUUUAUGAAACACAAGAUAAAGUCUCUGCCAUUAAAGGAAGUCGUAAGCUGGAGCACAGUGAUGAACUGACAUGUCUUGAUAAAGCUGCUGUGAUAUCAGAAACUGAGACCAAAACUGGGGACUUCUCCAAUCCAUGGAGGGUUUGUACUGUAACACAGGUGGAGGAGUUGAAAAUUUUAAUCCGCAUGUUUCCAAUCUGGGCUACUGGAAUUGUCUUUUCUGCCGUUUAUGCUCAAAUGUCAACUAUGUUUGUGGAGCAAGGGACGAUGAUGGACACAUCUAUUGGUGCUUUCACCAUUCCCCCAGCCUCCCUCUCAACAUUUGACGUCAUUAGUGUUAUUUUCUGGGUCCCCGUGUAUGACAGGUUUAUUGUCCCAAUUGCUAGGAGAUUUACUGGUAAAGAAAGGGGCUUCUCAGAGCUGCAACGGAUGGGUAUUGGUCUCUUUCUUUCAGUGCUAUGCAUGUCGGCUGCUGCUGUGGUAGAGAUUAACCGGUUGAAUCUUGCAAAGGAGCUUGAUUUGGUUGACAAAGAGGUAGCUGUACCGAUGACUAUCCUUUGGCAAAUACCACAGUAUUUCUUGUUGGGUGCUGCGGAGAUAUUCACAUUCAUUGGGCAGCUUGAGUUCUUCUACGACCAAUCUCCAGAUGCUAUGCGGAGUCUAUGCAGUGCAUUGUCGCUUCUGACGACUUCGUUGGGGAACUAUCUGAGCUCCUUGAUUCUAACAAUUGUAACGUACUUCUCAACAAAGGAUGGGAAGGCUGGAUGGAUACCGGAUAACUUAAACGGAGGUCAUCUGGAUUAUUUCUUCUGGCUCUUGGCCGGACUCAGCCUCUUGAAUAUGUUGGUGUACGUUGUCUGUGCCAAGAGGUACAAAAAGAAGAAGGCUUCUUAAGGCUUUCUCGAGGUGUCGCCUUCGGCACACCCUCAAAACUGCAAACAGAAGAAACUGAAGAAGUGUUAGUAAUGCUUUUCUGAUUUGAUGACGAUGAACCCCUAUGUAUAAAUCACCCUGUUACUGGUAAUUUGUAAACAGAAGCUACAAGCUCUGCAUUUUCCUUCAAACAAAGUCAUUUGGGAUUAUAAAGAAAUGUGUGUUAUUCGCAA
Molecule: messenger RNA, 2197 nt
Organism: Pyrus x bretschneideri (Chinese white pear)
Lineage: Eukaryota; Viridiplantae; Streptophyta; Magnoliopsida; Rosales; Rosaceae
Product: protein NRT1/ PTR FAMILY 8.3
Exons: 6
Coding region: 228-1985 (585 amino acids)
Biological process (GO): oligopeptide transport; transmembrane transport
Cellular component (GO): plant-type vacuole membrane
Molecular function (GO): transmembrane transporter activity
Source: RefSeq, a predicted model, not a curated record